This is a messenger RNA of Prorocentrum cordatum, 1884 nucleotides long. NCBI's taxonomy places the organism in Eukaryota, Dinophyceae, Prorocentrales, Prorocentraceae. The record is from the annotation of a GenBank genome assembly.
AGACCCCUCGGCCUUCAGCGCGGCUCCAAGAUCGUGCCCCCCCCCCAAGUGGCUGCGGCCGCGCGCGAGGCAGAGGCGGCCGUGGCACCGCGCUGCUUGCCUGCCACCUGCCCUGAGGGGCCUCCCGGGACGGCGCAUGGUGGCGCGAUCCGAUGGCGCCCGAGGACGUGAAGAUCGUCGCUCGCAGAGAUCCGGGGGUGCACGGCGGCCCUCUCGAUAAGGAGGACGUGACCCAGAACUGGCAGCGGGUGCUGAGGGAGUUCUUGCUUCACGACGGGCCUCUGCACAAGGAGCUGGAGGACUCGGCGCACAAGUUCGUGAAGACGGGGGGGUGCACCAAUCUGAACUUUGCCCUCAGCACGCUCAUGGACACGGCGUGGAGCGUGUCCGUGCUUGUGCUGGAGGCGCUCGAGGCGAAGCGCUUGCCAGCGAUGGUGACGGAGGCGUUCAGUGGCGACGUGAGCUUCCGGGUGCGCUACGAGCAGCUCCUGAAGAAGUUCAACCAGUGCCGCGGGAACUAUCUCGAGGAGAUCACGUCGCUGCGGUCGGUGAACCUGCAGAAGUGCAGGCCGGGGGAGAGCCUUGACGACCUGUACAAGAGGCACCUCGACAUCUUCCACUUCGUGCCCGAGUCGGCCCUCACGGACGACGAGCUCCCCUACUUCCAGCAGGCCGUGGAGGAGUGCGUCAGGUUGGCCGUCCUGAACACUGAGAACCCCAGCAGGCUGCAGCGGAAGGAGCUCGAGGAGCAGCUGGCGAGCACCAAGGAUCAGCUGGAGCAGGCCGUGGAGCGGAUUCACGACCUCGAGGACGAGCUGCGGUCGGAGCGCGGCCAGAAGCGCGCGGACAAGGACGUGCAGCAGAUGGUCAAAAGCUUGAAGUCCAACCAGAAGAAAGAGCUCGCCGAGAGAGAGGCGCAGAUCGAGGAGCUCUUGGGGAACCUGAAGAAGGGCGAGGAGAAGAUCCACCAAAUGAGGCUGCGGCUCAAGCAGGCCUCCCUCGACGACACGGAUCUAGCGACCAUCAAGACGGAGUCCCUGUGGAAAACCAUAAAUCAAGACGCGAGCCUGCAGGUGCAGCUGGAUGAGAAGGAGGCCCAGAGGAAGGCUCUCCAGGAGAGGGUCCUCGAGCUGGAGCGGAACGCCCAGCGCGCGGCCCAGGACUUGGAGUUUGUCAGGAACCAGAACGAGGAGAAGGACGCGCAGCUGGGCAAGUCCACGGCGCUGCUCAAGGAGAAGGACGGGGAGCUCCAGAAGGCCAGGGAGCUCCUGGUCGCGGGCGAGGGCGAGGUGGAGAGGCUGACCAGGCAGCAGCCUGGCGGCUCCAAGAGCUCGACGGUCGCCGGCGCCGGCCGCGGCCUCAGGCGCUCGGACAGCAAGCGGAUGGUGAGCAAGAAGCUGGAGGGCAAGUCGCCGCGCGCGUCGCGCCGCAACUCGGGCGCAUCGCCGUCGCUGUCGCCGGAGGGGCCCGCGUCGCCCGCGCUCUCCCGUGGCAGAGGGAGACGGGACGUCGCUGGGCGCGUCGGUCCGCAACCGUUGCGGCGGCUUCCCCCGUAGCGUCUGCCACCCGCUUGGCUAGGACCCCGAAGGCACUGGACGCUUCGCGGCCCCGCCCGCCGCCGUGGGUUUCAACCGCCACGGGGAGGGAGAUGAAGCCCUUUGCCGUGCAAUGUGGCGCGGUGUUUUGGAGCGGAUUUUUGAAUUCCCGGUACCGCUCCGUCGGUGCGCUCAACGAAGAGGCCGACGCAGCGAGGAUAUCGGCGCGCAGCCCAAACGUGGCUGCAAAGUCCCUGGCGGCCGGCAACGACCACAUUUUGACAACGACCCGCCCCCCACCCGCGCAGUUCCCGCAGUUUUUUGGGGAAACUUGCGCGGCGCCUUGUAC